Messenger RNA from Cimex lectularius (bed bug), 4305 nucleotides. RefSeq names its product alpha-mannosidase 2 (gene alpha-Man-IIa). Gene Ontology annotation, molecular function: carbohydrate binding; alpha-mannosidase activity. Gene Ontology annotation, cellular component: Golgi membrane. The record is from RefSeq and is a predicted model, not a curated record. NCBI's taxonomy places the organism in Eukaryota, Metazoa, Arthropoda, Insecta, Hemiptera, Cimicidae. The transcript has 23 exons. The coding region runs from base 426 to 3731 and encodes 1101 amino acids. Gene Ontology annotation, biological process: protein deglycosylation; mannose metabolic process; N-glycan processing.
UUUAAGUCGUCAUAGACAAACAAUCAUUUAAUUUUUUUUUGUAAAAAGAAAAGACAUAGAUAAGAUUCCCCCCCCCAAUAUACGCAAGAAGUCAACAAACCUGUGAAAAACCUCCGUUUUCUUCCGGCUGUCAGAAUCAGUUUUAAGUUUAAAAUUUGACAGAUUCAAGAUCGAACGCUGACAACGUUUUUCCUCUGUGUACAGAUGCAGUCUGCGAUGGAAAAGAGGUACAGAUUCACAUGAAGGCUCGUCUAGCUGGUACACAUAUCAUUGAUGGAGCUACAUCUUUUGCAAAAGUUAAUGACAUCUGAUUUUCUCAGGGAUAGAGAUUUAACGUGUAUCUUGUACAAGAAAAUCAACCUUUGUAACCGUUUCGAAUUAUUUUCAUGACAAAUACAAAGCACUGAAUAGAUGGUAGACAGAAAAUGAUCAGACCGCGUCUAGAUGAUAAUCUCUCAGUCGAUGUGAUUAUGAGAAUAAGGAAACUAGCCACAAUCGGGGCUCUUAUUUUAGUGUCGGCCUGUUUUGGACUGUAUCUGCUGCUAGAUAGAGCUCUCAAUGAGGAUAGAAAAAAAGUGAAAGGAAAUACAUUGUUCCAGCCAAAUUUUAAUGAUAUACUCGAAGUUAGAGCCUACAAUGACAGUAAAGUACUAUACAGACCGACCAAUCUCCUCGACAAAACACCGUUUAAAAUUCCAUCUACACAGUGUACAUCACCAGUUAUAAAUCCUAAAGUUAAUAUUCAGAUGGGGAAAGUGUAUCAGAAGCUGAAUUUUAACAAUGUUGAUGGUGGUGUGUGGAAACAGGGAUGGAAUGUUCAAUAUUCAAGUUCUCAAUGGAAUGAAAACAAUAAAUUAAAAAUAUUUGUAGUCCCCCACUCUCACAAUGAUCCAGGAUGGAAGAACACAUUUGAAGAAUACUUUAAACAACAGACACGCUCCAUUUUGAAUAAUAUGGUCGAUAAAUUGAUGGAGGAUGAACGCAGGAAAUUCAUAUGGGCAGAAAUUUCAUUUUUUUCUUUAUGGUGGUCAGAAAUUGAUAAGGAAACAAAAGACAAAGUAAAAACUCUCAUAAAAAGACACCAGUUGGAAAUCGUAACUGGCGGCUGGGUAAUGAGCGAUGAAGCCAACUCACAUUAUUAUUCUCUGAUCGAGCAGCUCAUGCAUGGCCAUCAGUGGCUUUUAGAAAAUCUUGAAUAUCGACCCAGGACUAGCUGGUCGAUAGAUCCUUUUGGUCUUUCCUCCACACUUCCAUUUAUUCUUAAACACUCUGGAUUCUCAGCUCUAACUGUUCAAAGAAGUCACUAUUCAGUCAAAAAGCACCUUGCUAAAAACAAACAGCUAGAAUUUAAUUGGAGACAAUUAUGGGAUGGUGAUGGAGCUAAUGAGUUACUGACACACAUGAUGCCUUUCUACAGCUAUGAUGUUCCGCAUACAUGUGGGCCAGACCCGAAAAUUUGCUGUCAAUUUGAUUUCAAGCGCCUCCCAGGAUAUGGUUUAUCAUGUCCUUGGAGGGCAUCUCCCCAAGUUAUUACCGAUAACAAUGUUGAAAAAAGGGCCAUGAUGCUACUUGACCAAUAUAGGAAGAAAGCCCAGCUUUAUUCCACUAAUGUGCUACUGGUCCCAUUGGGUGAUGAUUUUCGUUAUGAUCAUGAUUCAGAGUGGGAUGCACAAUAUGGAAAUUAUCAGAAACUUUUUGACUACAUCAAUAGCAACCCAAGCAUGAAUGCUCAGGCUCAAUUUGGGACACUUUCUGAUUAUUUCAAUGCUCUUGAAGAAGCUAAACCUUUUCAAUAUUUCCCAAGCCUUUCUGGAGAUUUUUUCACUUACGCAGAUAGAGAUGACCAUUACUGGAGUGGGUAUUAUACUUCUAGGCCAUUUUAUAAAAGGAUGGACAGAAUCUUAGUCUCUUUUAUGAGAGCAGCAGAAAUACUGUUUGCACUUGCAACAAGAAUGGAUAAAAGUUUUGAAGCGUGGCCCAGACUUUAUUCAAACCUAUCUGAUGCCAGAGCAAGCCAUUCUUUGUUCCAGCAUCAUGAUGGCAUAACUGGAACUGCAAAAGACCACGUCGUCCUUGAUUAUGCUAUGAAAAUGAUAGAAGCAAUAAAGCUAGCACAGCAUGUAAUUCAACAAUCCGCCCAUUUUCUUCUUUCAAAAGGCCAGGUAUCACAGACUGGGGAGGAAGUUUUUUUUCUAGUUGACGAGGACCAGAAGCUGGAAACUGCAAAGAUGUCAGAACAGUUUAUUAUAAUAUUUCCGUAUGGUAUUUCUACCAAGCAGGUCACAUUUUUCAAUCCCUCCACUUUUAAAAGAGUCGAAGUUGUCCAUUUAAAAGUUGAAAACACGCUUGUCCAGGUGAGGGAUAUGUACGGACGAUUGUUGAAAUAUCAGAUAAGUCCGAUUUGCUCUCCAUUUGAUAGCACGAUGAAGUGCUAUCAGCUUUCAUUUAUCGUUGACAUCGAGCCACUUUCACUUAAAACUUACACCAUUGAACUCGGAGAUGAUAACCAGGAUUCUUAUACAAAAUUGAAAAUAUUUGAUGACAGUUUAUACCAUACAUACAAGGAUUGGCCUUUAAAAGAAAAAGCAUCACCGUCAGAUUUUUCAAUUGAAAAUGACAAUUUUACCCUUGUGUUUACAGCUCAAGGAUUUUUAAAAUCGGCCACCAUUAAAUCUGCAGACAAUUCUGCUACAACGCCAAUAAAUCUCAGUUUUAACAAAUAUAAUGCAAGAGGUGGGGCAGAAAGAAGUGGGGCUUAUUUAUUCUUGCCAGGUGGAAAUGCAAAACGAGUGCAGUUUACAAGUACGAGAUUGAUAGUUUUGGAAGGCAUCCAUUUUUCAAGAGUGAUUGUUUACACAUCUGAAUUGACUCAUGUUGUUACACUUUACAACAUUCCCGGAGCUGAUGAUUUUGGUGUUGAAAUACAAAACCUCAUCAACAUCGUUAAGAUAAAUGAUAACUAUGAGCUUGCAAUGAGAUUUCAGACAAAUAUAAAAAAUGGAGAUGUCUUUUCUACAGAUUUGAAUGGUGUACAGAUGAUUAAAAGGAAUACUUUGAAAAAACUACCAAUUCAAGGCAAUUUCUAUCCCAUGCCAAGUGCCGCCUUCAUCGAGGAUAGUAGAGUUAGAUUGACACUGCUGACAGCGCAGCCUCUUGGUGUUGCUGCUCUCCAUCCCGGCGAAAUUGAAAUAAUGCAAGACCGUAGACUGCUUCAGGAUGACAACCGGGGUUUAGGACAACCCGUAAUGGAUAACAGGCCAACUUUGGCCGUAUUUAGACUUCUACUGGAACCAGUCAUACUGGGAUGUCAGAAGAAGGCUGAAUCGCCAUGGAGUUCAUUGUCUACAAAUGGAGAGAUCGCUUCACAAAUCAUCACGUAUCCAAUAUUGAAGAUGGUCUGGGUUGGAGACUCGAGGGCUCCACUUCCACCAUUUUAUUCUCCAAUUAUUCCCGAGAUGGCUGUCAAUGUCCAUUUAGUUCUAGCCCACGCUUUGAAAAACUUUGACACUGGGAUUGUUCUGAAGACAUCUACCUUGGACAGUUGUUUUUCUUCUGUUCAAUCAAGUGGAAAAAUGCAUUUUGACAUUGGAAAAUUUCUUCACUCGCCAACAUCCAAGGUCUAUGAAACAACUCUCACAUUUAAUGAAAUUGGCCCUGUAGUGGACCCAUUAAACACAAAAAUUUGUGAAAACACUUUGAAGGCAUACUUUGUAUAUAAUGGAAGUAAUUGAAGUGUGCAUAACCAGACAAAAAAAGCUGGCAACAAUGUGAAUUUGUGAAUAACCAAUUGUAUAUGUUUUUUAGUGAUUUGUGGUUUUAUAAAUGUUCAUAAUCUGAGCUGUAUAUACCUGAAAUACCUUAUUUUUGAGAUAGUCAUUUCAUUGCACUGAAAGUGGGAAAUGUAAGAAAAUAUGGGAACAUAAUAUUUCAUUUUCCAACUUCGGAGUAAGGAUCAUAGAAUUGAAAUUCAUUUUUAUGAUCUGGUUAUCUUUUAGUCUGUAUAUGAAUGUAAAUCUAUUCUUUUGAAGAAUAUUAAAUUCUAUGUUUCUUGUCGAAAAUAAAGACAUUGUUCUUUAUUAUUACAAACUUAUCUACUUUUUAUACACUUGUUUUGUAAUUGAUAAUCAUGGAUUUUUGUGGAAUUUAGCUUCUAGUGUGUUUUUGGAAAUCAUCCUCUUUAAUGUAAUAUAGUAUCCAUUGAAAGAGAAAAUAAUGUUCACAGUUAUGUGCAUAUUUAUAACAAAGACUGUUUAUAAAUUGCUAUUUGACUGAUAAAUAAUAAAUAAAUAAUUACGUUUUGUGCUA